GGAGGCGGGGUCGGUAUUGUCAUCUCCCUGCGCCUUCCCGCGGCGCGCCGAGCCGCUGGCGCCGUCUGCGUGACGUCACAGGCACUGAUAGCGUGAGCCCGCGGCGGCUGCUGCAAUGGUUGCUGGCUGCCAGGUACAGCAUGUCUAGACUCCGGGCCCUGGGCGGUGUCCGUGCCGGGCUGGGACUGUUGCUGGGUACCGCCGCCGGCCUUGGAUUCCUCUGCGUCCUUUACAGCAAGCGAUGGAAACGGACCCGGCGCCAUGGCCGCAACCAAAGCCUGCCCAACUCCCUGGACUAUACGCAGACUUUAGAGCCCGGACGCCAGGUGAUGCUGCUGCGGGCUGUCGCUGGUGGGGCUGGAGAUGCCGCAGUGCUGCCCAGCCUUCCACGGGAAGGUCAGGAGAAGGUGCUGGACCGCCUGGACUUUGUGCUGACCAGCCUUGUGGCGCUGCGGCAGGAGGUGGAGGAGUUGAGGAGCAGCCUGCGAGGGCUUGCAGGGGAGAUCGUUGGGGAGGUCCGAUCCCACAUAGAAGAGAACCAGAGAGUGGCUCGGCGGCGAAGGUUUCCUUUUGUCCGGGAGAGGAGUGACUCCACUGGCUCCAGUUCUGUCUAUUUCACAGCCUCCUCGGGAGCUACGUUUACAGAUGCCGAGAGCGAAGGGGGUUACACAACAGCCAAUGCGGAGUCUGACAAUGAGCGGGACUCUGACAAAGAGAGUGAGGAUGGGGAAGAUGAAGCAAGCUGUGAGACUGUGAAGAUGGGGAGAAAGGAUUCUCUGGACCUGGAGGUGGAGGCAUCUUCAGGUCUGGUGCCCAGUGCCCUAGAGAAUGGAGCUUCCUCAGGCUUGGAGGAUGUGCUGCCCCUUCUGCAGCAGGCGGAUGAGAUGCACCACGGUGAUGAGCAUGGCAAGCGGGAGGGCUUCCAGCUGCUGCUCAACAACAAGCUGGCGUAUGGAAGCCGGCAGGACUUUCUCUGGCGCCUGGCCCGGGCCUACAGUGACAUGUGUGAGCUCACUGAGGAGGUGAGCGAGAAGAAGUCAUAUGCCUUAGAUGGAAAAGAAGAAGCAGAGGCUGCGCUAGAGAAAGGGGAGGAGAGCGCUGACUGCCACCUGUGGUAAUAACACCCUGCAGUGUUUUGGGAAGAGCCAGCAAGGGCUAUGGCAGAGCAAAGCCCUCUUUUCUGUGCCUGGGCCACAGAGGCAUUUUCCAAAGGAUCCAGGAGAGGGAGCUCUGGCUUGUAUUUCCACAUACCUCAGUCUACCCCUAGUCAGAGACAACAGAAGUUUCUGGUGAGGGAGGUGACUUGGGAAUGAGGCAAGGUGGGGGAGUGCAAGCUUUUUUCUGAUGGAACUUGGAUAAAUGAAUAGCUUUGUAAGAGUCAUCCUAGCUACAAAACUGAAGUUCCUGGCUCUCGGGAGGCUGGGACAACCUGCAGCUGCCCUAUCCCGCACAAGCUCUUCUUGCCCGUCUGUGAUCCCUGGCUGGUGGUACUUUGGCUUCUUUGCUUGGUUUGCAUGAAGAAAAGUAGAUGUGAGCUCACCUCUUGGGAGUUCAUUGGUCAACUUAUUAGGUUAAAAAAACAUCAGCCCUUUUUGUGGUCUCGUGUGAUGGAAAGUUUGGUCAUCUUACCCGGGUCAGAGCAAACUCAGGUCCUGGGGUCUGGUUCCAGCACCUGAGUUUCAGUGAAAAUGUUCCUUUCCCACCGCCAUCCUUGCUUUCUAUAUCUCCACCCUCAGAUUGUGAGCUAAGUGAGAGGCUGUCUUUCUCCAUCUGUUGCUGAAACUUUUGUCUCUGCAGGGGUUCUUCUCAGAGGCCAGGUAACUGUUUCUUGGGUGUCAUUGCUUCCCUGGGCUUCUAAGGAUGAAAGUUGGCCCCACACUUUCUUAGCUAUUCCUGAGGAACAGCUGUUGGGAUUAAACAUGGAAAUGAGCCUCUAGAAGUGUCUGAUAUCGCACAGAUACUUAGCAUAUACGUGAAAAAGCAACUUGGGCUGGUUUACUCAUCUAAUGUCAACUGUGCUGCUAGGAACAAUGCUGGGGGGAUAGGGGAGGAAGAGUUUGUUUCUGAGGAUAGAAGAUGGGAAGCUGGCUAGUUGGCUCUCCUUGGGAGGGGGGGAUGUGGGGGAAAGGGCAAACAUAGGUCUUUCUUCCUCUGGUUGUUGGUCCCCAAGUUAACAUUAGAAAUUUCUAGAACAUCCCCUUCCAAUGUGACUAUCCUAAGAAAUUCCUUCCCAAGUCCCAGUGCUACAU
Sapajus apella (tufted capuchin) is the source of this 2249-nucleotide messenger RNA. Its product is annotated as regulator of microtubule dynamics protein 3. The record is from RefSeq and is a predicted model, not a curated record. Bases 141 to 1118 code for a protein of 325 amino acids. NCBI's taxonomy places the organism in Eukaryota, Metazoa, Chordata, Mammalia, Primates, Cebidae. Gene Ontology annotation, cellular component: mitotic spindle pole; spindle microtubule; cytoplasm. Gene Ontology annotation, molecular function: microtubule binding. The transcript has 7 exons.